AUGAAUAAUGACUUUCUUUCAAACCAAGGAGGGCAUGAUCUACAACAUCCUCCCGCUGUAUACAAAGAUUAUCAAGGAAAAAUACAAGAUGGUACUGAUUUGAGCCAUCCACCUUACUUAGAGAAUUUACAAGCCCACAGUGGAAUUAAACCUGGCUAUGAAGAUUGCAUCCAACAACAGUGCCCACCUCAAAUGCCAAACAUGAUUUACCAGCUCCCCCAUUAUGAUCCAAUGCCUCAAAUACAUAAUAUGCUUGGGCAUGGCUUUCAGAAUACAGCUCUUCUCCCAGCGGUCAGCCAAAAUCCCACAACAGUCAAAGAUGUGACUCUGUAUCAUAAUAUUGCUACAGAACCUAAUGGUUGCAACAUAAUGAAUUGUGGACAGCCAUUAAUUCCAACACUAAACCAAAACCAAACACCUGUCUAUGUAAACCAAGUACCUUACAACCCAAAUCAAGUUUCUCCCCAUCAAGCCGCCAGUCCUGUAAGCAUGAAUCGUCCCACUUCCCCACAGGCCAUGCUCUAUGUUGCUCAGAUGGGGCAAGUCAAGUACCCCAUGCAUGCCUACCAAAAUCCUUCACCAUCUAGGGAUGGAAACUGCACCUCUCCAAGUACCAUAUCAACAGCUUGGAACUGCACCCCUACAGGUACCAUAUCUAGCACUGGAAGCUGCACCCCUACAAGUGCAAUAUCUGUGACUGGAAGCUGCACCUCUUCAAAUACCACAUCCAGCACAGGUGGCUGCACCCCUACAAGUACCUUAUCUAGGGAUUGGAACGGCACCCCUGCAAGUAACAUAUCUGAGACUGGAAACAGCACCCCUUCAAGUACCAUAUCACAGGAAUCCACUGGAAGAGAAGACUCAGAUAUUGAGGUGAGUACUUACUAAAGCAAACUCAUGCACUGUUUUAAUAUGUGGUUCCUUUAGCCAGCUACAUGUUUGGUCCACUUUGGAAUAUUUUCUUUUUGAGCUAGUAACAUUUACAUUUAAAAUGUCUCAUGUAGUAGGAGGCCUAAAUGUUGGACAGAGUGUAUUGUUUAAUUCUGAAAAUGAAUUAAUUUAUUUAUCAACUACUAGUUCACCUUCCAUCUAAAUAUAAAAUUGUCAAAUUAUCAAUGUCCAUUUAGUGUAUCAAGGUCACUUUUUGUAAAAAGACAUUAAGGUAGAAAGUGGUGAAUAUGCAAACAUUUGGUAUGCUUGUUUUAAUGUCUACGUUUUAAUUUUACUUAUAGUAAACAUUAAGUUCUGGUGGAUUGACAAUUAAAAAAUGUAGGCCGAUAUUUGAAAAGGUGAAAAGAUAUCUCAAAUAUUUUCCAGCUUGGCACUUAGAUCCACUUGUCAAUUUAGAUCAACUCACUCUUUAUUGAAUAAAUAUAACUUUGUAUUCUAUAUGGUAUAUAGCUGUUGCAAGUGUGGAACAAAUUGGGGUAUGGCUCUCCAUCAGUAAUGUUUGUGAAGCUAGUCUAGUGAUACGUUUACCUCUUUUCUGUCAAAAUAAACUUAAAUCCAAGGUUUACUUUAUCUAUAAAUAAAAAGUGGGAACUUGAAGUUAAAUAAACCUUCUGUUAAAGUCAAUGGUAAUGUUGGCUCCAAGCAGAAGACUGUGUCUAUUUGACUGUGACUAUUGAAUCGGGGUGUAUAUGCAUCAAUGAUGGCCCCAAUUUCCCAUCCUGUAAAUGGUGUUUCUGUAUGGUUGAUAUAUAAUUGCACUCAGUACACUAGUAAAUAAAAUAUUCAUAUCACAAACUAUGACUAUGGUAGAUGUUUCCCUCGAGAUCUGGACCUUUGUAGAUGCUGUGCUCUAAACACUUUAAAAUAAUUCAAAAUGUUUUCUUUAACCCCAAGUUUAACUUGCUCCUUACAUUCACAGGAUAAAUCAAGCAUGAGUGAGCUUGAAAAAUUUGCCCAAGAUAUUAAAAGGCGGAGGUAUAAAUUGGGGUUUACCCAGGAAAACGUUGGGGACGGACUAGGAGUUUUGUACAGUAAGAUCAGACGUUACUAAGUUACUAAUGCAUUAAAGUAAAAAACAAAAAAUCAAAGAUAGAUAUAAUUAUUUAUAUUUAGUCAGUUUGUAAAAAGAAAAUAAAAAAAAAUCCACAACUAAAAAUCAACUUAUAUUUUAAUGGGAAAAUAUGGUAUUUUAAUUACAGCUAAUAUAAUUAUCAAAAAACUAUAUAAUUGAUAAAUGUAAUUUUAUUUUUAUAUAUUUAUGGGUGGAUGUCAUAUUCUAUAUAAUGUGUUUGAUAAAUACAGAAUGCACAAAGAAUCAUUUAAUGCAAAUUAAUUUGCUUUUCCAACAACGCUUUGAUACAAUGAAACGCAAUGUGGAUUUUAUUCCUGAAUUUGAUGGCAUGUAGUAGACGUUAAUCAUGAGCCCAAUGCUCAGAAAUAUGAGAUAAUGCAAGGUCAAUGAUAGAAAACUCAUGGAAACAUGCACCGGGAUACAAUAUCAUUGUUCCAAAGAAUCACGUUUGCAUAAAUUGUUCAUUGUGGCUUUUUUUAGGUUGCAGUUAUAGUGCUGUGCUGUCAACAUAUUAUUAUUAUUAUAUUAUAUAGCAUAUAUACAUAUAUGUAAAAACUGUAACACAAUAAUAAACUAAAAAGAUCAUCAAAUAAACUCUUUGCAUAUUAAUAUUAAUAUUUUCAUUGAUUUAGUGAUAAUUAAAUAUUAGAGCAUAAGAGAGUUUUAUUUAAAGCCAGAACACCUGACUAUCACAUAACUGACAAACUGUCUGCCUUGUUACAGAUAAACAUUUUAGCCAGACAACAGUUUGCAGAUUUGAAGCUUGCCAAUUGAGCCUUACUAAUAUGCGGAAACUGAAACCAGUUCUGGAGAAAUGGUUUCAUGAAGUUGAAACAAAUCCAUCUAGCCGAGCAGUAAGUAGAACAAUUCAUAAUUAUGAAAGCAUUAACAGGGACUUAUCCCCUAAAGAUUUAUUUACAUCAAGUUAAUCAUUGUCAAAAUUCCACAAUUAUGAGCGGUGGAAUUCAUUGUAUUAAAACAACUAUGACCUCAUAUCUCCCAACACUGGGAGCCAUGGGAUUGGUAAGUAGAUAUAUAGAUCCUAGUAGCAAUGUCAGGGUGAACCUGCCUGCAAAAGGGAGUGGGCUGGACCAUUAAAGCAGCGUGUCAGCAUGGGGUCAAGUACGCCAAGCUGACAGCAUCUAUGGCCAGCUGAUGGGGGUGGCAACCUUUGACAAUCCAAAUGCUAUGGACUACAUCUUCCAUGAUGCUUUGACAGAAUUAUGGCUUUAAAGGCAUUAUGGCAGAUGUAGUCCAGAGUUGCCAAAGGUUGCUAACCCUUCUAGUAGAUCAUGCAGAGAGUACUGCUAAAGCACGCUUGGCAUGAUCUUAUUGACUGCCAGAAAUCUGAAGCACAUCUAAUGGUGCUCUCUCUGUGCUACACAGGGACAGUUCCUCUUCCCAAUUGCACUUAAAACACUAGCAAAUAAAUACCACUUUCAUAUCACAAACUAUAAUUGUGUCAGAUCAUUUUCAAGAGAUCUAGGCCUUUGAAGCUGUUUGUAGCAAGACUAUAGACACAGGGAGCUACAAAGUUCACUGUUAUGUCUUUGUAGAGCUGCAGAGAUUAGUGUUAUGUCUGAUGAGAGGUACUGAGUUCAAUAUAAACAUCAUUUUUAAAAAUCAUUAAUAUGAUUAGCCUAGGGCAUGUUUGGCAUGUCAAGGAGAAGCAUAUCUUAAUUUUGCAAGGUAGGAGACGGGCACAUGGCUACAGGAGUUUAAUAAAUCACUGUUGCUAUAGUAGGUAUGAUAAAAGAAGGAAAAUAGUCCAUUGCUUUAAAAUAAGUUGUACAUGUAGCUAUGGUGCUUGGGGAGCUUUUGUGAAAUCUGUUCAUUAAAAAUGUUGGUAUUUUUUAUUUUGAAAUUUGUUAAUCAACUAGGUUGGAAAACAUGUAAUUCUGUGAUUAACAGGUUAUUCUUUGUAUUUUUUUUUUUCUUUUUGCAUCCCACUAGAUUGUUGACAGAGGAGAAAAACCGAAAAACUCUACAAAAACAAAAAGCCGUACGUUCAUUGAUGAGGAGACAAAGAAAGUAUUAGAAUUAUCUUUUACAGAGUGUGCUCAUCCCAGUAAAAGCAACAUUGAAGACAUUUCAACAACAACCAAGCUAAAAUGCAAAGUAAGUAUUGACAGUAAGAACAUUUCUAUCAACUGCUAUGACAUGAACUUUUACAGAGUUACUCACUAAAGUGAGAAUUCAGAGUGAAUUCAAUGUGAAUUUCAGAUUAAAGUGGUUCUGAUGUCUAAAGCCUGUCCCUAUAAGCUUUGCAAUGUAAACACUGCUAGCUACAGUAAAACAAGCAUGGUGUGGGAGAAACGGUCGGUAAAAUCACCUUUUAAGUGCAAAUGGAGACGGUCACCUAAAAUACCACAUGAAGAAAAUUUUAGAGUCAGGAAUACAUGUUUGUAUUCGUGACACUAGUGUUCCUUUCAGCCUAAAGCAGCCAAAAUGAAUGAAUAGCUGAAUAUUUCCAUAGCUGAUAAUUUUUCUAAUUGGGCUAUUUUGACCUUAAAUUUGACACCCACUUAGAAUUCACUUUAAAUUCUCACUUUAGUGAAUUAUACUUUGUGAAGAGAAAUCUGGUGUUUGUGUCAGCAGUCCCAAAAAUGCUAAAUAUUUAUUUAACAGCUCAGGUGUCUUUUAAUGUUUGAUAGAUAGAUGUCUAUGCCAAGAACUGAGUGUCACAGGAGAGCUAGAUAACAAAGUCAUGCAGUUGCAUUCACAGCAAUGCAACUAAUAUACAUUGCAUUUGUAUAUACUGUAGUUGCAGUGAUUACUGUUUUAGUGUGUGUUUCUAAGUUACUAAUUUGAUAUAUAUAUAUAUAGGAAUUGGGUGACUGUGUCAUUACAUUUUGAUGAGGAUGUUCUGACAAUGUGGCCACUGUAUUGGCAUCAUAGGGAAGAAUUGCCUUGACUGGCGAUGAAUUUUCCAAGGAAGGAUAAUCAUGCUGUAGACAGUUGGGAAGCCUUUCAUGGCACACUGGAGAGGAGUUGAGUACUAACAGCUAUUAAAGUGAUUACAGAUAUAAUUUAGAUUUAUAUAUUGUCUACUUUCUGAGUUAACUGUUAUAGUGACAAUCUUGUGGCAGUCACUUUAACAAUGAGUUCUAGAGAUCUAAAUAACAAUAUGUGCAAUUUGGGUAAAAGAAGACUCUAUGAUAAGGGCCAGUUGGACAUGUUUCCAAUGGAGCCAUUAAAAACCAUAAUUUUGUAAGGAGUUUUUCGCUAUUUUGGAAUAUUUGCAAUCCCCUUUUUAAUUUUGACAAAUUUCCAGUUCAAUGAAUAAUUCAAUUUGUUUUAGCUGGGAGUAGAGGUAACUGUUUUCCUGGUACAACAGCAAAUAUUUUAAUGUGUGAAUUAUACAUAUUAUAUAUUUCCCAAAUGUUUUGCUCUGCAUAAAUCAGACUUGGUAUUUGUAAAUGAUGCCUCUUUAAAUGUAAAUAAUUUGUAAAUAAUUAGACCACAUCAUAUAAAAUAAUUAGAUUCCCUCACAUAAGAUAAAUUCCUUUACUGACCAUGCAAUACUUUCAUUAUUUAUCAACAGGUUAUUAGAAACUGGUUUUGCAACCGGCGCCAGAAGGAAAAAAAAGACCUGAAGAUACACCUGAAGGAGAGGGCCAUUGCAUCUGGUAACUUUGUUCAACCCAUUCCAGCUCCUAACACCGGAAACUGUGUCAUGCCACCAAUGGCAGUACCACAACCCUAUCUAAUUAACAUGACUGGAUCAAAUCAUACACCUUUUAUGGCUACAAACAACCAAAAUGGAAAAUUCAUCCAACAUGCCAUGCAAAGGAUGCCUCCUGGAUACUAUACUCAGUAA
Molecule: messenger RNA, 5843 nt
Organism: Pelobates cultripes (western spadefoot toad)
Lineage: Eukaryota; Metazoa; Chordata; Amphibia; Anura; Pelobatidae
Source: the annotation of a GenBank genome assembly